GCCGGGCCGGCUGCUGCCCGCUCCUCCUGGGGGGCCUUCGUGGGGGAGAGGGAGCCGCGGAGGCCGCCUCGAGCCCUCCGGAACGCGCGGGCCCGGAGCCGUCAGGGAGCCCGCGAGGCCGCCGCCGCCUCUUCCUCCUCCUCUUCUUCCUCCCAACGGGCGGCCCGAGGCAGGUCCACAGCGCCGCUGGACAGCUAUUUCCAAGUUGGCAGAACCCAACGCAACUCGCGCAUCCUAGCAAGUACCAGUGGGAACAGUUCAGACGACACUGUGGUCCUGAGUGACUCUGACAGCAGUAGCAACAGCGCCGUGGAGGCAGAAGAGGAAGAAGCCGAGUCGGCCGGAGCCAUUGAAGAGGCAUCCGUGGCUGUUCACGUGGAAGUCUCUAGCACAACCUCUAUGGAGCCUCCAGGGUAUAAUUCUGAUGAGUCAGAGCACCCUGAUACUGGAAGCCUCGCUACCCAGCAAAAGAAGACGACUCCAUUAAAGAGAAGCAGUCUGGCUGCACCUCUUGUUCCUUCAGAGGAGGAGGAGAGCGGUGAUACUUGUGCCAUUUGCUUUGAAGAGUGGACAAACGCUGGAGACCACCGUCUCUCUGCCCUGCGCUGUGGGCAUCUCUUUGGCUACAGUUGCAUUGAGAGGUGGCUGAAGGGGCAAGCGGGAAAGUGCCCACAGUGCAAUAAGAAGGCUAAGCGUUCAGACAUUGUGGUCCUUUAUGCCCGUACUUUAAAGGCAUUGGACACCAGUGAACACGAGCACAUGAAAAGCUCCUUAGAAAAGGAGCAAACGUUGCGAAGGAAGGCAGAACUGGAAUCAGCCCAGAGUCGCCUUCAGCUGCAAGUCCUGACCGAUGAGUGCAGUAAACUUCGGCAGCAAGUUCAGGAGCUGAAGGCAUUGAUGGCCCGGCAUAAUACCAGUUCUUCUCAACAGCCCAGCAGUUCUCGCUCGUGUUUCCCAGGCUGCCUCUCCCCCAGCCCAGACCAGCACAAGUAUCACUUCGAGAGAGCCUUUCUGGUGUCCCAGGUUGGCAACUGCCGGGUCAUGGCAUACUGUGACCCGCUGAGCUGCCUUGUGGUGUCGCAGCCCUCCCCGCAAAACACGCUCAUUCCUGGCUGUGGCAUUAAAAUGAUGAGUGCUGUCAACCUGAAGAGCAGCCAGUAUGUCCCCAUUCACAACAAGCAGAUCCGGGGCCUGGCCUUCAGCAACCGCGCAGACGGCCUGCUCUUAUCUGCCGCUUUGGACCACACUCUUAAACUCACAAGCUUGACAACAAACACGGUGGUGCAGACGUACAAUGCUGGCCGCCCUAUCUGGAGCUGCUGCUGGUGCCUUGAUGACACCAACUACAUCUACGCUGGACUGGUCAAUGGUUCCGUGUUGGUUUACGAUCUGCGAGACACAAGUGCUCAUGUGCAGGAACUUGCUCCGCAAAAGUCCAGGUGCCCUGUGGUCUCCUUGUCUUAUCUUCCUCGGAUGGCCUCUGCCUCCUUGCCCUACGGAGGGCUGGUCUCGGGGACUCUGGAAGGUGCCUGCUUUUGGGAACAGAAGGCCAACAGCUCCUACCGGCCUCAUCACCUCCUCCUGGAGCCCGGAGGUUGCAUUGACCUUCAGACAGAGGCUACCACACGGCACUGCCUUGCAACGUUCAGGCCCAAUAGAAGCCACAACUGCUUGAGAUGUGUGGUCAUGGAGCUGACCUCCACACCGCUGGCAGACGGGGCGGACGAUGUCAUCUGUUCAUGUCGCCCGGUGCAGACUCUUACUGCGGGUCCAACAUGCAAACUCUUGACCAAAAAUGCCAUCUUCCAAAGCCCUGAAGAUGAUGGUAGCAUUCUUGUGUGCGCUGGGGAUGAAGCUUCAAAUUCUGCUAUGCUUUGGGAUGCAGGGAGUGGUUCUCUCUUGCAGAAACUCUCAGCGGACCUUCCUGUAUUAGACGUCUGCCCCUAUGAGGUGAAUCGGAACAGUUUCCUUGCUACGUUGACUGAGAAAAUGGUGAAAAUCUACAAGUGGCAGUGACUGUCUGCACUGUGCUUCUUCUGGGUGCUGAUCUCUCCACAGAGCCAAUUUCCUGCAAGCCAGCUUCAUUCCUAACUGGGUACUAGCUGCCUUGGAAAUGAGAGUGGGCUCUCCCAGCAUUGCUGUAUAAGCAAAACGUGGCAUCUCAGGUUAACGCCAUUCACCCUGUACACCUGCCAAGCCCACGCUUGUGUUCCCCACUACUGGCUUUUAUUUAUACAGUUAUUUGUCCUUGGUCUUCCAACAAGCUGUUGGAUCUUAUCAGAGUAUUACUGUUCUGGGGAGAUUAUGGAUUGAGAGAGUCAUUUGCCCAUCAGUGUAAGAAAUUUGGAAGUUAUCAUUGACACUUGUGAAAACUAGAUGAAGAUCAUCUGCUCUGUCCCUGGAUGCCUGUAGUGCACGUGGUGCUCCUCAGGUUGCUUCUUCUCCUCUGUUGUGGAAGGCGCUGAGGGCAGUUUGCAUUUCUCCUGUAGCCUGAGCUAUCCAGAAGAAGAUGGGAACUUUUCUGGAAUGAGCUCUUCCUGUGAACUGCUUCCUGGUCAGGAUAGGGUUUGGUCACCGGCUGCUAAAUUACAUGUUGACUAGAAAAACAUAAUUGUGGCUUAGUGAAAAAUCAACCACUUUAGGUACAAACCUUAGCUUUUAAGACCAAGCCGUGUUUUAGGAGAUGGGUGGAAGACCUGCAGAGAAAACUGGAUGGGAUGUUAAGGAUGAAGUCAUGUUAGAAAUCUACUAGCUCUUCAGGGGAAAAUGUGUCUUCCUGAGCAGGUUUGUAAUUCAUCUUACAGUAUGAGUUAAAGUGGCAUGAUGUGUUUAAUUCUAAAAUUUUGUGGAGGACUAGUAGUCUAGACGGGGUGAGUUGCAACGUAAGUUUGAAAACCUUCCUUAGCUUUGCCUGAAGCGGGUGGACAUGGCAUCUUUUUUGUGCUUCUUCAGCUGAUGGAUCGCUGUCUUAAACCAGACCACCAUUUCUUAGGUUGAACUCAGUCUUCUGUCUAAAAUUAUAUAUGCUUCUAUUCAGCUUUCCUUAGUUUUGUGUAGUGGUCCUGUUUCCCUUGUUGUGUCUUUUUUAAAUACUACAGGAAAUAUGUAACUUAUGGUUUUCUCAGAUGGCAAAACUUUCCAUUGCAGUGCCAGAUUAAAAAGUGCAAAACUGUGAUUCAUAGGUAAGUUUAAAAAAACAGGGAGAGGUGUUGGACUGGUGGAUCACACAAUCUUGAAGAAACUGCUUUCUGUAACUGAUACCAGAUUGGGUUUUCCACAUGGUAAGUUUAACUGCCAUGUUUUGGGAAGAAAUGUGGAACUUCACUGCUGGCUAAAAGCUGACUUUAUGCCGUCUCCAUCUAGGUAAAGAGAGUGAGUUUCUCUCUCUCUCUGUAUCUGUGUAUCUGCUGUGAGCCCUAGAAUGGGGAAUGUGCGGCCAUUCAGCUUUUAACAGAAUAUCUUUCACUUUAUAUUAAAGUACAUGACAUGGAGCAAAAUGUAAGUUUUCUGUUGGAAUUGGGGUUACUGUGAAUUUUUGUAUAAUAAAGACAUCUCUUUUAUCAAACACUCAAA
Messenger RNA from Pogona vitticeps (central bearded dragon), 3573 nucleotides. It is a transcript of the gene RFWD3, whose product is annotated as ring finger and WD repeat domain 3. The record is from RefSeq and is a predicted model, not a curated record. Gene Ontology annotation, cellular component: nucleus. Gene Ontology annotation, biological process: protein ubiquitination; interstrand cross-link repair. Gene Ontology annotation, molecular function: ubiquitin-protein transferase activity; protein binding. NCBI's taxonomy places the organism in Eukaryota, Metazoa, Chordata, Lepidosauria, Squamata, Agamidae.